Macrobrachium nipponense is the source of this 312-nucleotide messenger RNA. RefSeq lists its product as uncharacterized. The transcript has 3 exons. NCBI's taxonomy places the organism in Eukaryota, Metazoa, Arthropoda, Malacostraca, Decapoda, Palaemonidae. Bases 37 to 312 code for a protein of 91 amino acids. The record is from RefSeq and is a predicted model, not a curated record.
AUUCUCCUUAGAGAAGGUCUCCCUCCACUGCUGAAGAUGAAUUUGAAGGUGGUGGUUGUGCUCCUCGGGGUGAUAGCCCUCGUCGCUGCUGCUCCAAGACGAGGAGGUGGAGGCUUUGGAGGAGGAAGUGGAUUUGGAGGUGGAGGUGGACACAGCGGCGGUGGAGGAGGAGGAGGAUUCGGAGGAGGAGGUGGUGGUGGACUCGGUGGAGGUGGAUUCGGAGGUGGAGGAGGUUUUGGAGGAGGUGGCAGCCACGGUGGAGGAUUUGGAGGAGGUGGUGGCUUCGGAGGAGGUGGAGGAUUUGGACGCUAG